Messenger RNA from Prorocentrum cordatum, 1377 nucleotides. The record is from the annotation of a GenBank genome assembly. NCBI's taxonomy places the organism in Eukaryota, Dinophyceae, Prorocentrales, Prorocentraceae.
AUGCGGUGGAGCAGACAGGCCGAGAAAAAGUUCCGCGCGGUUCAGGACAUGCUAUCCGACGGUCUCGGCUUCAUCACGACGAAAGUUCCCAUCGUCAACGACGCGAAGAAACAGCGCAUUCACGCCCCCAUCCAGACGGUCGUGAACCUGAGCGACACAAGCUUCAGUCUUUUGCUGAACAGCAAUGACACCAAGGAUUGCUAUCCUGAGCCCCCUGGGACAAUCGCAGGUUGUGCGCACCUCAGCAACCAGCAGUUCUUCGACGUGACGGCGCUGGUCAAAUCGGUGAGCCCACUCCGGCCCGCGGGCAGAUCGGGCUCGGGCAACCGCGUCGUCUUCAACGUAGAGAUCAUCGACGGCUCCAUGUCCGGCGACCGCGCUCGCACGAUGCCGCUGACCGUCUUCACCGACCAGGCGACUACCCCGGGCGCUGGUGGGCCGCCGACCUGGGUGUUCUUGAAUGGCGCGGCGGGAGCUCCACAAUCUGUGAGCGUCUCCCGUAUCAAGGGUGCUCAAGAUGAUGAUGGGAAGUUCUCCUUCACCACGACCAAGAACACCAUUAUCGUUGAAGGUGCCACAACAGGCAAAGGGCGUCACCUUGCAGCAGAGGCCGCCACCUUGCUUGGCCUCACUGACACCGCCAGCUUUGUCGUCAAGAAAUUUGACGAAUGGGUCGCCAGGGACUUUUCAACGGAGGUUGCCGCGGAGACCAUGCGCGCGCUCUUCAAGGCCAUUGCGAACACCGUGAUUACAGGCGUGGAAGUUCUCGACCACGCGAAGGAGACGUUCUGGCAGUUAACUUGGCUGGCAGGUGCCAACAUCCGCACCAACGAUGGCAAACGCCUCUGGUUCCCUGUAACGGUUCGCGACAGCGCGGGCACGCUCGCGCUGUGCAUCCAGGAGGCGGCCGCUCUCAAACUCAGCGGCUUCGAUGACGCAGACGACUUCGAAGCAGCUUGCGUUGCCGGCAAGGUGCGGUUCUCACAAAUGGCUUUAGUGAAAAUCAUCCGACACCUCAAGACCGCGACCGCUGAACAGGACAGCGCCGUGCAACCGCCGGUCCAAAACACCACGUCCGACAUCGCGAUGCCCGCAGCUCUGCGCAUGCUCCGGAAGUCUCCGCAUUACACGCUCGCAGCGGAGAGCAUCGUGCCAGAUAUUCCGGAGACCUUGGAAGCCAGUUUCGCGAACGUGGCCGCAGCCGCGACGAUCUUUCGCCCUUGCUCACAGGCGCUUGCUCUCGCGGAGGCAUCGCAGCCAUCGACCCUGCAAGAAGCGGGGGCCGGCGGCUACAGGAUCACCACAAACAACGUUAAGGACCUGCUGCGUGAGGCGAACGAUGCCCCCGGCGCCCAGCUCACCUCCUUUUGCACCUAG